Messenger RNA from Triticum dicoccoides, 1695 nucleotides. RefSeq names its product DNA polymerase I-like. The transcript has 14 exons. Gene Ontology annotation, biological process: DNA replication, Okazaki fragment processing. Bases 143 to 1348 code for a protein of 401 amino acids. Lineage: Eukaryota; Viridiplantae; Streptophyta; Magnoliopsida; Poales; Poaceae. The record is from RefSeq and is a predicted model, not a curated record. Gene Ontology annotation, molecular function: DNA binding; 5'-flap endonuclease activity; 5'-3' exonuclease activity.
GCUCGUCUCCCAACUUCCGUGGUUGUGCUGCUGAAUCAGCCCCAAAGGGAACCGCCUCCAAACUCCUUGCCCACGGCCCGCCGGCUGGCACUGACCUCCCCCGCCGCCCGCGACUGGAGCGCUGCGGGCAUCCGGUCCGUCGAUGGCGUGCUGCUGCUUCCGCGCCGCCGCGGUGCCGCGCCUCCUCUUCCGCGCCGCCGCGCGGCCCCUCCAGUUGCCGCUCGCCGUCUCCCGUAAGGGUUUCUCGGGGCAGUCAGUCUUGCCAGUCACUGAUUCAGUCGAGAGUUUUCAAGGACCGUCAGUGGAUCAUGCCCCACGGAUUCCGUUGUAUGACGACAGCUUGCCCUCAGGCGUGUCGACCAUAUUAACGAAUCCUGGCGAGAAUGUUGCUCCCGCUGAUCCUUCAAAGAGUAGAAUCAUGCUUGUUGAUGGAACCUCAGUGAUGUACAGAUCCUACUACAAGAUAUUAGCACAGCUGCAACAUGGUCAGUUGGAACAUGCUGAUGGCAAUGGGGAUUGGGUUUUAACUAUAUUCAAAGCUCUGUCACUGCUUCUUGACAUGUUGGAGUUCCUUCCGUCUCAUGUUGCGAUGGUGUUUGACCAUGACGGAAUGACUUUUCGACAUAUGUUAUAUCCUGCUUAUAAGAGCAAUCGCACCUCAACACCAGACACCAUUGUUCAGGGCAUGCAAUACUUGAAGGCAUCUAUCAAAGCAAUGUCAAUUAAAGUAAUCGAGGUUCCAGGUGUCGAAGCUGAUGAUGCUAUUGGUACACUAGCUGUCAACAGUGUGUCUGCAGGCUACAAGGUCCGUGUUGUCUCCCCUGAUAAAGAUUUCUUCCAAAUUUUAUCACCUUCUCUACGUUUGCUGAGGAUUUCUCCACGUGGUUCUGGGAUGGUUUCAUUUGGAGUCGAAGAUUUCGUGAAGAGAUAUGGAGCAUUAAAGCCAUCACAGUUUGUUGAUGUUGUUGCACUUUCAGGCGACAAAGCUGAUAAUAUACCAGGAGUUGAAGGAAUUGGAGAUGUUAAUGCAGUAAAACUAAUAACUAAGUUUGGUUCGUUGGAGAACUUAUUGAGAUCAGUGGAUGAAGUCGAGGACCAGCGAAUCAAACAGGCUUUGAUCUCUCAAUCAGAACAGGCAUUACUCUGCAAAAGCCUGGCCAUAUUACGUUGUGACCUUCCAUCGUACAUGGUUCCUUUUAAGACCCCUGACCUCGUAUUCCAGAAGCCAAAGGAUGAUGGAGCCAAAUUCAUAAAUCUGUUGCGAGCUUUGGAAGCGUAUGCAGAAGGAUCGUCGGCAGACCAAAUCAUCAGAAGAGCUUUGCAUCUCUGGAACAAACUUGAAUCAUGAUGAUGCCAGAAUUUUUCAGUAGUGACCCAGAAGAAUGUCCGCAUAAUUGCGCGAUAAGAUAGGUUACCAAAACAGCACGAUCGUCUAGCUCCUGCAUAGGGAGCACUCAGCCAUACCCAAGAAGAGAAAACGUCUUGCUGCUGGCUGCCACAUUUUGCGUUUUGCUGAAGCGCGCAAGGAAAAUUGGACGGUGGUUGCUUAGACAAAUUGUUCAUACACUAAUCAUAGGUAGUAGCUUGAGCUUUGUAGAUAAAGCACAGCAUGGGUAUUUUUUGUACUUCUAACUAAGGUAGAGAGAUGCAAGGUGGCUGAUUAGUUCGUCGAUCGAUCAAGUGCAAGUUUGGCCA